Molecule: messenger RNA, 1230 nt
Organism: Hyphopichia burtonii NRRL Y-1933
Lineage: Eukaryota; Fungi; Ascomycota; Pichiomycetes; Serinales; Debaryomycetaceae
Exons: 1
Coding region: 38-997 (319 amino acids)
Source: RefSeq, a predicted model, not a curated record
UCACCAGAGUUAGUUGAAUCCUUGUGUUACGCCCACAAUGACGGUCAAUUCAUACUUGCAGUUGUGCAGUAAGCUAACAAACAACUACUUGGGGUCGUUGUACCCGAAGAACGGCCAUUUCGAACAGGUUGUUACAGGGGAGAGCGAGAAAGUGCACCAAUGGUCAAUUAAAAAUAAUCAGGUUGGUCAAACGGUAUUAACGGUCAAUGUCAGUGAGUUAUCACCAGCGAGUUUGAUUUUGAUUAAUUUGGUCAAUCCCAACGCAGACAACAAGGUGGAGAAUGUGCUUUUGGAUUGGCUAAAAGAUUUACAGGAGGUGAAGUUCCCAAUGGAGGAGAUUUCCUUAUCAGCAGACUUGAUUGAACAAUUCAAUAACUUGUUCAAUUCCAAAGUGGACUGCGACGAGUUGAAGCAAUUGUUUGAGGAAAGAACAAGCUUGAAAGAGUCUAGUGAUAUGUUUGCUCAACAGCCGGUGAAAGAGUCCCGUUCAAUUGAAAAUAACUACCCCGAGCCUCCUAGUUUACAAGCCUCUUCUAAGACGGUUGGUUCUCAAAGACACAUCCCCGAUAUGCCAGGCUUUGAAGAUGAGUUAGAAAUUCAGCGUCCAAUGAAUCCAAAUGGAAAUCAUUCUGGUUUCCCUACCAUAGGAGAUCGGGAUUUAAACCCUCCUGGUUUACCGAAAAACCCAGAAUUGAAACCCUUCCUUGACCCCUUGGGCGGGAAUAGCGAUGGAGGAAUGUAUCCUACUCCAAACCAUCCCUUAUUUGGCCGCGAGCGCCAGGGAAAUACCUCUAGAUUAGGCGUACCUCCUGGUGCAAGAUUCGAUGAUCCUUUGGGAGAAGAUAAUCUUGAUGAUAUCGGGAAUGGGCUACCAGGAAACUUACGGGGCUCGAGCUCCGGGGGAGGCUCUUUCCCUAGCUUUCCUGGCGGCUCUUUUGGCGGCAGCAGCACAUUUGGAGGUGACCAUGGUGGAUUUGGGGGUGGAUUUGGUUUUUAAUUAAUGUUAACGCUUGACUAUUUAUUUUGUAGACCGCGUAACUACCUUAGUUCAUUAGUGUCUCAUCUACUUGUCAUGAUAUGCAGCUAUCUGACCAUGAUCUCUCGUCAGUUUCAUAUAACGACCUUCGAGUUGCAGGUUUUGCAGCCCGGUGAGAAUGACUCAAGUCUUCGGUUGGCUUUGUUCUUGUUCUUUCUUUUUUUUUUUCGCAAUCACACAAGGACAUUGACGUA